Messenger RNA from Hibiscus syriacus, 996 nucleotides. RefSeq lists its product as uncharacterized. The record is from RefSeq and is a predicted model, not a curated record. Lineage: Eukaryota; Viridiplantae; Streptophyta; Magnoliopsida; Malvales; Malvaceae. The transcript is spliced from 6 exons. Bases 1 to 996 code for a protein of 331 amino acids.
AUGGGCAUAAGUAUCUCUGAUAACACAUUGUUAGCACAAGAGAUAGUCAGAGGUUAUUCAAGAAAGAAUCUCUCCCCUAGGUGUGCAAUCAAAGUUGACUUGCAGAAAGCAUUUGACUCUAUCAGCUGGGAGUUCCUGUUGAAUGUCCUUGAUGCUAUGGGUCUUCCUCAAAGGGGUGCAAGAGGUGUUAGGCAAGGGGACCCUUUAUCCCCUUACCUAUUUGUAAUAGUCAUGAAAUUUCUUUCAAGCCUGCUUGAUGUUGCUGUCAGGAAUGUGUUGGGGGUUCUUAGCAUUCUGGAUAAAUUUUAUGACCUGUCUGGUCUUAAGUUAAAUGCUAUGAAAACUGAGAUUUUUACUUGUGGAAUCCCUAGGGGUGAACUGGAGCAGAUUAGAAUAGCUACGUGCUUUAGAGUUGGUCAUCUACCUGUAAGGUACCUAGGGGUACCUUUAGUGACCAGGAAAUUAUCUGGGACAGACUGUAGAGCUCUGUUGGAUAAUAUAAAAGGCAAGCUGAGGCAGCUUAUUUUGCCUAAGGGUGUCAUCCAGGACAUUGAAAGGGUGUACAUGAGAUUCUUUUGGAAAGGCAAUGACUCUCCUGCUCAUGGUGCUAGAGUCAGUUGGAGUCAUAUCUGCUCUCCCAAAUCAGAGGGUGGCUUGGGGCUUAGAAGUUUGGUUGGUUGGAACCAGGCUUGUUGUUUGAUGCUUAUUAAAAAUCUAUUGGCUGAUGAAGGCUCCUUGUGGAUUGCCUGGGUCAAGGCUUACUGCUUUAAGCAUGAAGACUACUGGAAUGUUGAAAGUAAGCCUCAUUUCAGCUGGACUCUCAGGAAAUUGAUUAAGAUGCGUGUGCAGGCUGGAAGUUUGUUUACUGCUUCUGUUAACUGGUUGCCAACAAAGGAGAGAUUAGCUCGGUUUGCUGUAGUGUCUGAUGCUCGUUGUGGUUUCUGUGAUGAUGAUUUGGAAUCGAGAAACCAUCUCUUCUCGGAUUGUCCUUACUAG